UUUUUUGCUUGUUUAUUGUUAUGUUUUAUCACUUUGAACUUCCUUGUUGCUGAAAACGCCACAGAAACAAACAAACACUCCUGGCCGAUAGGUGGCAGUAAUGAACCAACAGGAACGGUAGGGAUCAGAAGGGUUUAAAACAAAACAGUUGGUACUAAUCAGCUCUUCAGGAACUCGGUUUAUCCACCAUGUCUCCUCUUUGACUCUGGUUUUAUUUGCCUCCUUCAUUUACGGUCAUUUCCUCCGUUUUAGCUGCAACAGCCUGAAAGAGACCAGUUAGCCUCCAUGCUAACCGAGAAGCGAAGGAAAGCAGCUUCCUCUGGAGAACAGCUCUAAACGGUCUCAGGCGAAGAGUGUUGGACAUUUAUUGGACGCUUCUCUGUUCCCAGCUGUUUUUCAGAAGAAUAAAAACAAGUUAAUAAGGCCUUCCACAGCAUCAUGUCCAUCACUACAUGGGAGGUUCUGGCUGAUAAUCUUCUAAUAACGAAAGAAAGGAACUCAAUAGUUGAUCACAAGAUUUCAAAUCCUGUAGAAAUAAAACAGGAACCGGGAGAAACGGAUCCACAACAGAUCACUGAGACGAAAGAGGAACCAGAACCUCUGUCAAUUAAAGAAGAACCGACUGAACUGGGGAUCUUUCAGGAUGAUGGGCAGCUUUUACCGAAGCAGGAGAGCAACACCUCUAUGGUGAUUCCUGCUGAUGAGAAAAUAUUCCAUAAUGAGAAAGAACUGGAGCAGCUGAUGGAGACAAAGGAGGAACCAGAACUUAUACAGAUUAAAGAGGAGCAGGAAGAUUUCUGCAGUGAUCAGGAUGGGAAGCAGAUUGUACUAAAACAGGAACCUGUUGAGCUAAUGGACAGCAGUGAACCAGAACCAAACAAGAACCAGAACCUCUCUGGGAUCCAUCCUGAAGAUGCGAACCGUCACGAACAAGGAAGCAAACAGGAAGACUCAGGAUCCAGUAAAGAUAUCGAUCUGGAGCUUCUGGACUUUCGAAAUCACAGGGACAAUGUGGACAGUUCAGAACCAGAACGUCAUAAAAAUGUUCCUUUUUGUGAAAUAUGUGGCAAAUCCUUCACAAGACGUAAAUACUUGAUGUCUCACAUGCAAACUCAUACAGGAGAGAAGCCAUAUCCCUGUACACUCUGUGAUAAAUCAUACAAGCGGAGUAGCGAGUUAGCACGUCACAUAAAGGUUCACACAGGUGACAAACCCUACCCUUGUGAAUUGUGCAGUAAAUCUUUCAGACAGAGCAGUGAGUUGGCGGGUCACAUGAGAACCCAUACAGGUGAGAAGCUGCAUAUGUGUAAGGUGUGUGGUAAAUCUUUCAGUGGCAGCAGUAGCAUGGCUCGGCACAUGAGAACUCACACUGGAGAGAAACCAUUUGCUUGCAAAGUGUGUGGUAAGUCUUUUGCUUUUAUUAGUCGUUUGAAUGUUCACACAAGAAUCCACACAGGAGAAAGACCAUAUUCUUGUGAAGUCUGUGGGAAGUCCUUCGGGAAAAACUGUCAUUUAACUAUUCAUAUGAGAACGCACACAGGCGAGAAGCCAUAUUCCUGUGAAGUUUGCGGUAAAUCGUUUAGUGAAUGUAGCAGAGUGGCCAGACAUAUGAGGAGUCAUACACAUGAGAAGCCGUAUGCUUGCAAAGUUUGUGGUAACUCCUUCCGGUACGGCAGCAAUUUGACUGAACACAUGAUAACUCAUACAGGCGAAACGCCCUACUCCUGUAAGGUGUGUGGUAAAUCCUUUACUGAAUGUGGUAGCAUGGGCAGACAUAUGAGAACUCACAAAGCAGAGGAGAGAUAUUUUUCACCUGAAGCAGAAUAGUCAACACAUGGGCACGUGCUUUUGAGACUGUCAUAGUUGCACAUCUUUCAUACACUGUGCAGACCGCAGUUUGACCCGGGCCUGAAAGGCCACAAUGUAAGAUGGUUGACACACCAUCAAUACAUCCCUCUGGAAGUGUGCACACACCUGUAAACGUUUAGCUCUGAGGUUUAAUGUAGAUUUGAAAGCAAAUGGAGUUUGUUGUAACGUGACAGAGCAAAGAUUGCAAAAGUGAAAGAAGUCCAGAACAGAGUGACUGAUCAAUCCUCCAUUGUCAAUCUGAUCUGAGAAAUGACUUCAUUGACAGUCUGAUGCAGAUAAUAAUACAAUGUUGAUGGUGGAGCAAAACAAUUUCCCAUUUUUAAAGGACCGACUGCAGUUGGACCAUCUGCUUGAGCCUCAUAAAAUGGCAUUUCACCAAGUGUGGGUAAAAAUAUUCUAUUUUUGCUUAUGUGUCACACUUAACUUUUUCAGAUUAUCAAAAUUAUUUUAAAACUGGAUUAACAUACUGUAUACAAAUAACAUAUUUAAAUGAUGAUUUCAUUAAUUAAUAAAACUAUCCAAACCAACCUGGCUCUAUGUGAAAAUCUAAUUGCUCCAUAGCUAGUUAUGGUGCCGCCGUUGGCAGCAACAACCUCCACAGAGUCUUUAAAAUCACCAGAGAGAUUGAGGUCGACUCUCCUUUAAUUCAGAUAUGUUGCAGAGUUUUCCUGGGUGAAUUGUGUAAAUAUGGCCUAUUACUGUAUUUGAGUUGGAUUCAUGUCCAUGGUUUGGCUAAUCCCCUCAAAAACUUCACCUGACAUUGCUACUUUGGAUCAUUGUUCUGCUGCAGAACCAAAGUGUAACUGAGCUUAAGGUCCGGUUCAGAUGGCUGGACAUGAUCCUUUAGGAUUUUCUGUUACAGAGGAAAAUCCAUUACGCCUAGACCAUCACUCCACCACAGCUAUGUUUGACUGUAGGUUGGUUACAUUUUUGUGAUAUUGUUAGUUGUAUGACAGAUGUAACAAGAUGAACAUCUUCCAAGACGAUCCACAUCUAUCUCAUCAGUCCAGAGAAACUUUUCUAAAAAGCCUUUGAGAUGAUCGAAACGUUUUUUGGUAACUGUGCAACAGGUUUUUGGCUCUGCACAUCCAGCAGCUUUUAGAUGGGCCUCCUUUUAAGCUAACCCAAAUAAACUGGGUCAUUAGCAGGAUUUUGUCGAACUAUUCUGUAUAAUGAAAAAGUAACUCAGUCUCUUGAUGCUUAUGUCACUGAUAAGUUAGAUAAAAAUCACAUCACUUUCAUGAUUCAACAAAGAACAGAUCAAAUAAGUUGCACUUGAACAUUAAUUCAUCUGUUGUAGCUUUGAUCUGCUGAAAUGAUCUCGUUUAAAGGGUUGGAUUCCUUUCAUCACCAAAUAUCAGACCAUAAAAAUAAAGUCACGUCUGUAAUUUCAUGUCAUUUAUGCAACUAUUUUUGUUUCUUUGCAUAAACAGACAUGCACACAACAAUAAACUGUUGAUUCCUGAAAUUUUAGCAGUUUCUUCUGUGACUAAGAUAUAAGAUAAUAUUUAGUCCCAUCACUAAAACUAGAACAUAAUUAUAACAGGCUCUGACUUACUAUUCUGUCUGGCUGUUGCAUUGUGUUUAGCAAAUUCCUCUAAACCUGUACCUGUCACUUUUGAGAAGAAAAAAAAAUAUUUAGGACGUUAUUUAGGAAGGUGACAAUAUAUUAGUUUCAGAUAUAGAUGAUGUCUCACUUCCCAUUUCUGUAAAAAUAUCAAAUAAAAUAUCUCUGAUGUU
Molecule: messenger RNA, 3609 nt
Organism: Xiphophorus hellerii (green swordtail)
Lineage: Eukaryota; Metazoa; Chordata; Actinopteri; Cyprinodontiformes; Poeciliidae
Product: zinc finger protein 37-like
Exons: 2
Coding region: 439-1827 (462 amino acids)
Biological process (GO): negative regulation of transcription by RNA polymerase II; regulation of cytokine production; regulation of immune system process
Cellular component (GO): nucleoplasm
Molecular function (GO): DNA-binding transcription repressor activity, RNA polymerase II-specific; RNA polymerase II cis-regulatory region sequence-specific DNA binding
Source: RefSeq, a predicted model, not a curated record